This is a messenger RNA of Rhineura floridana, 1033 nucleotides long. RefSeq names its product TLR adaptor interacting with endolysosomal SLC15A4 (gene TASL). Gene Ontology annotation, biological process: regulation of toll-like receptor signaling pathway. Bases 158 to 1033 code for a protein of 291 amino acids. The transcript is spliced from 2 exons. Lineage: Eukaryota; Metazoa; Chordata; Lepidosauria; Squamata; Rhineuridae. The record is from RefSeq and is a predicted model, not a curated record.
CAGAUGGCUGUAAAUGAAACUCUUACUCAUUAAGGGGAAAAAGGUGUUCCACAAAGAGCUUUUAAGGAACCCAAACGCCUGCACAACAUUUCUGUACACCAUUACUUACCUGCUGCACAGUCCUUUUCUUUAAGGAGAAACUUAGUUCUUGAAGAGAAUGUUGUCAGAAGGGUACCUUUGCAUAAUUCCUUAUCAUAAUCUCAUGAAGCUCAGUAGCAAUCAAGGAGAAGAGACAGUACAUGAGAUGAGGUCUUUGAAUGGUAUCACCUACGAAUCGGCAGAGGAAACACAGGGCAGAAAUCUUUUUUGGAGGUGUAGGUCUGUUGGCAAGUUCAUCUUCUCUGUUUGUUCCAAUGAAAACAGAAACAGUAAAAGACAGUUGGAUACUCUGACACAGGCUACUCAAAACCCAGUAGCUGAAAGGGAAGUAUCUGAAGCUGUGGAAAUCUGUAUGGGACCUGCUAUAAACAGAGUCACUUACCUAGUUCCAUCUUCUUGUAAAAGCAUUUGCAAGAAUUACAAUGACCUGCAUAUUGCUGGUGACCAGGUGCUGCCUAUGAGCUCAAUAAAAACAGAUGUUACUUAUGACAGCGGAAUAGGCCCAUUCUUGGAGUCAUCAGAGAUCCCACCACCAAUGGAAUCCAUAUCAAUGCCACCUGCUGAGGUCCCUCGCAAGCCAACCCAAAGGUAUUCAUCAUGCUGGAGAGUGGCCAGCAUCAUGCAACACCAGCAGCCCCUCUCUAAUUCACUACUGAAUAACUACUUGGAGGAGAAGGUGGUAGAGCUGUACAAACAGUAUAUCAUGGAUGGCAUGGGCAACAGUGCAUCCCCCACUCAGAUCUUGGCAUCAGAGUUUAUCAUGACCAAUGUAGAUCAAAUCAGCAUGAAGCUAUCACAAGAAAGGAACAUGAAGACCACUAAAGCCAAAGAUAUGGUCAUUAACUGCCUAUUGCGACUAGCCAGCGGGAAAGUCUCCACUGAAAUGAGCACUCCUAGUCUGCAUAUUUCCCAGUUAAGCACUGUAACUAAAUAA